This is a messenger RNA of Halichondria panicea, 1860 nucleotides long. RefSeq lists its product as uncharacterized. The transcript has 4 exons. The record is from RefSeq and is a predicted model, not a curated record. The coding region runs from base 128 to 1762 and encodes 544 amino acids. NCBI's taxonomy places the organism in Eukaryota, Metazoa, Porifera, Demospongiae, Suberitida, Halichondriidae.
UCCCGUAUUUGCUAAUCUACAUGAAUAGUCCCACCUCUUUUCUAUAUAUCGGCCUCUCAUACACAUGCAUGACUGUACAUCACUAAUUCAUCAUGCUGAAGUUGGUCUUGUCUUUAACUGAACAAUCAUGAUUCUAUUUCUAACUGCUUUGCUCAUCAGUGGCUAUUGUGAUGCUCUCACUUGUAAUCAAACAGUGAACCCUACGACGUAUCGACGUCUGUGGUCAGAUACUGGGAAUGAUUACAAUGGUGUUCCCAUUACCUAUCCACCAAAUUGUAUGCGGCAAAAUCUCCAUGAAAUCUGUAACUACGACCUGGUACUGGGUGACGGAGCAAUCAUUGCAUCUCCUCCUGAUCUCAAUAGUUCAAGUUAUUUCGAGCAUUUCAUUGGGAUGAGUGCAUCAAUGAAUUCGUAUAUUGACUUUGACCUCACUACAGUAACCGCUGGGAUUACUGCUAUAGAGCUCAGUUUCUUGAACAGUCCUCCCAACAGAAUCAGUUUACCAGACAUUGCAAUAUCAGUAGUUUAUUUUGGAACUGUAGCACCUAUUGCAAGCUGGAUAUUUGAUAAUCAAAAUCUUGAUCAGACAGACAACCAAAUCAGAACUAUUAGUAUUCAGCCAUUCAGACCAUUUAGUGCUGCGAACUUCAGAAUUACGUUUCAAUUCACAGAAUUUCAUGAUUUUAAUUGGGUCUUUGUAAGUGAAGUACGCUUUUGUACAGACCUUCAACCAAACUUACAACCAGAAGUAAUAUUUCAAAUGCCACCAUCAAACAAUAUCCAGCCAGAUGCAGAGGACCUGAGAAGAAGAUCAACAGAGUUAGUGUGCACUGUUUCCAGUGAAGGUUCGUACACAUGGCAGUGGAAGAAAGAUAAUGUUAUAAUAGUGAAUAAAGGGGACUACAGAAUCACCAUUGGAGAUGAAAGUAGAACAACUAAGCUGACAAUCAAUAAUCUAGAUUUUAGUGAUGCUGCUGAAUAUGAAUGUACGGGAAUGACAAGACGAGAUGCGAAUGUCAUGAACUCAGCAGUGUAUGUACUGGAAUUUCCAGAGCGUGUCAUUACUACACCUGAUGUCAGUGGAUAUCUACAGACUGGAGAGGUUACCCUGACCUGUGAGCUCCAUGGUUACCAGUCAUCACUCUCUCCUCCUGUGUGGCUAAACACAAAUGGCAGUGAAAUAAAUGACUCUGCCAAAUACACUGUGUCCGUGUGUGAAGGAAACAACACCAUGAUUCUACAGAAUGGCACUGUCGUCCCUAGUAUCAUUUUCAACAUCACAAUUCACAACCUUUCAUUAGCUGAUGGAGAUACCUACACGUGUCGUGGUGUCAGAGGAGAGAGUGUCACUCAACUCACAAUAUUAGAAGGGACUGAUCCAAACAUGUUAUCGCAAACAUGCAUUUCUACGUCUAUAGAGGGCAUCACUCCCACUCCAUCCCCUGGCAACGAAACUACCACUCGUGUUCCUGUAAUGGAUGAAACCACUGUCAUCAUAGCAGCUGCAGUAGUGGCUGUUAUUAUAGUACUCACAAUACUUAUCCUCAUAAUCUUCAUCGUUUACCUACUGAGGAAGAUCAACAAGAUGAAAAUACGUUUGACUGAAGCUGUACAAAUACCUAAUUCUCUCUCCAUACAAGAAAGGGAAGACACCUCAAUUUCUGUGCAGGAUGUGACGUAUGAAGAGAUUGCCGAAAGAAGCGUCAUGUCAUUAACAAAGAACGAAGCCUACGUGUGUGUGUCGACUCCUCUAGAGAAAUAGGCAACCAAAAAAUUAAACUUUUACUGAGCAGACCUUUAACAUUAUUCUGGACUAAGUCAAUGUCUUUGUUUACUAUUGUUUGUGCAUUUGUGCAUAAU